AUGAAACAGAUCUUGAACCAAUAUGAGGAAGCUUCAGGACAAGCUGUCAGUCUACCUAAGUCUGAAAUUUUUUAUAGCAGAAAUGUUGAGGACCCGUUGCAACAAGCUAUCACCAACAUUUUGGGUGUUAGAGCAGUCUUAGGAACUGGUAAGUACCUUGGUUUACCUUCAAUGGUAGGGCGAAGCAAAAAAGCAACCUUCAGUUUCAUUAAGGACAGAGUGUGGCAAAGAAUCAGUAGUUGGAGCAGUAAAUGCUUGUCUAAAGCUGGUAGGGAGGUCAUGAUCAAAUCGGUCCUUCAAGCUAUUCCAUCUUAUGUCAUGAGCAUAUUUAGAUUACCAGACACUCUACUAGAUGAAAUAGAAAAAAUGAUGAACACUUUCUGGUGGGGUCAUGGAGGCUCAAACAACAAAGGGUUAAACUGGCUAUCCUGGGAAAAACUCUCUGUUCACAAGAAUGACGGUGGGAUGGGUUUCAAAGACUUGGUAGCCUUCAACGUGGCUAUGCUCGGUAAACAGGGUUGGCAGCUGCAAACAAAUACAGAUAGUCUUGUCUCAAGAAUGUUCAAAGCUAGAUAUUAUCCGCAUAGUUCUUAUCUAGAGGCAAAACUAGGACAUAAUCCUAGCUUCGUGUGGCGGAGUAUUCUAAGUGCCAAGGUGGUGGUCCGACAAGGUGCCAGAUGGAAGGUAGGUACAGGCUUUAAUAUUCCUAUCAUUAGUGAACCAUGGAUUGGUUCGGGUUCCAGCAUUCCUCCUAUAGGAUAUUCUAAAUACGCCGCUACACCAUCAGGUUCAAUUGGACAAAAUGAUAUGGAAGGCGGAGAAAAAUGGGUGCUACUCAGUUAA
Messenger RNA from Medicago truncatula (barrel medic), 843 nucleotides. RefSeq lists its product as uncharacterized. The record is from RefSeq and is a predicted model, not a curated record. The coding region runs from base 1 to 843 and encodes 280 amino acids. The transcript has a single exon. NCBI's taxonomy places the organism in Eukaryota, Viridiplantae, Streptophyta, Magnoliopsida, Fabales, Fabaceae.